Entrophospora sp. SA101 is the source of this 235-nucleotide messenger RNA. The record is from the annotation of a GenBank genome assembly. NCBI's taxonomy places the organism in Eukaryota, Fungi, Glomeromycota, Glomeromycetes, Entrophosporales, Entrophosporaceae.
UGUGCAAGGAUUAUCCAUAGACUUUUUAUGGUAUAAUUUUUAUGGAUUUAUGUGUUAUUCAGUGUUCAAUUUGACAUUCUUCUUUUCUGAAGAAAUUCAAAAAGAAUAUCGAGAUAAAAAUGGCAAUAAAGACAAUCUUGUUAGAGCAAAUGAUGAUUUUACUGGUGGUAUUUUAUCGAAUUUUCAAUUAAUACUUGAUGCUUAUUUAACUAAUAAUUGGUCUGGUAUAAAAGGA